This is a messenger RNA of Haplochromis burtoni (Burton's mouthbrooder), 1599 nucleotides long. RefSeq names its product V-set domain-containing T-cell activation inhibitor 1-like. NCBI's taxonomy places the organism in Eukaryota, Metazoa, Chordata, Actinopteri, Cichliformes, Cichlidae. Gene Ontology annotation, cellular component: external side of plasma membrane. The record is from RefSeq and is a predicted model, not a curated record. Gene Ontology annotation, biological process: T cell costimulation; negative regulation of T cell proliferation; positive regulation of T cell proliferation. The annotation marks the transcript as partial. The transcript has 3 exons.
AGUAAUGACUGCCCUGUGUGUACCAGUCUCACUUAGUUGUUAAAUCAGACACGGACCUCCAGAGGGCACCAAAGCCCUUUUUUAUUUAAAUCUAUGUCAUCAAACGGUUUGCAUGAGUUUCAUUAGAGAGAGAAAAAUUGAAAUUCCCCUGAGUUAAACUAGGUUAGACUCCAACCUUCAGUUUGAUCAUUUUAAUCAUCUUUUUCACCGAGUAACAUUCAGAGUUCACCUUUAAGUUUACCAGACUGUAGAAAACAGCAGGCCUGACUGAUAGUGACUCGUUGUAAACUGCGGGAUGGCAAAUCUCCUUUUCUUUUCCAAAGGAUCCUCAACUGUAUCCUCUGAUAAAGGAGGCAAUAAAGGAGGCCCUUAAAGAUCUAGCAUUUAGAGAAAUCAGCCAGCUCUGACAGAAACUUCAGGCAAACUGACUGUGAAACAUGAGACACCACUGGGAACAGACUUGUUAACAAACAUUUGCAUUCAGAGCAGCCUAAUAUACAAAGCAGUGUGAACCAACAACACAGUGUGUGUGCACAGUGUUGUUGGUUCAAACUGGCUGCAGAGUCACUCCCUGUGCAUCACCAGUGGAAAAAUACUGAGAACAGUACAGUAUGUUACACACCUCAGAUUUCUGUGUUAGAUUCCAGAUGUUAGGUCAGCUUUGGUGUUCCACUGUCACACUGUAGUUCUAGUUUUAGUCAUAUAAAUAAAUAUAAAACAGUCGGGAAAACAUCCAUCCCCCAUACAGAGGUGUUAAUACCCACUUAAACCAUGUUUACCUAGUAACUUUGGUCAGUUAACCAGAAAAUUAAAACACGUAACAAAGUAGAAUUUUUAUAUACAUUUCUUAUAUAUUUAUGUUACACAAAAUCAAUCAAACAAGAAAACAACAAAAAAAAUAUCAUUUACAUUAUAUUAUAUUAAACAAAGUAUGCUGAAGAAGGAGACCACCGAGUAGAUUUCUGGAUGUAGUGAAGGAGAUGCUGAGUGUUGGUGCGACUGGAGACGAUGUCGGGUAAAGUGCAGGCAGAUGAUCCUCUGCGGUGACUCCUACAGGUAGAAGCUGAAAGCACAAGAGGAAAAGUCGCUCCUCUGCGACAUUUGUGAGAUAAAGAUGGCGAACCAAAGGCUGGAGAGGAGGAGGAGCGAACAUGCCUGGAAGUGUAUCACUGUUCAUUCUGCUGUGCGUCUGUGUCGGAGCUGCUGCCGCUGAAGGCCAGAAAACCAUCACAGCUGACACUGGACAGAGCACCACUUUAUCAUGCCAAGCUCCAAACAGCAGCAUCAUAGUGAUAGAGUGGAGCAGAGCUGACCUGGGAGACGAAUAUGUCUUUUUGUACCGAGAUGACCGGAGUCUUAAUGACAGCCAGCAUCCAUCUUUUAAGAACCGGGUGGAUCUGCAGGACAGACAGAUGAAGGAUGGAAACGUGUCUUUGAAUCUGAAGAAUGUGACGAUUAAUGACACUGGAACGUACGAGUGUCGUGUCUUCAUGGAAAAAACACGCUCAUGGAUAUCUGUCUGCAAUAUCACACUGAGUCUUGAUCCUCCAGGGCAGCCGGGAGGUGACGAGGAGGAUGGAGAGAAGAAGGGACAAAGAA